AUGGGUUGCAUCCUGAGCUCGGACUGGUGUGGGGAGGACCUGGUACAAGCGGUGCCGGUGGUCAGAAGCUCGUAUGUAAAGAGUCAGAGCCUGGAGAGGAGUGACACUGGCAGGAUGAGACUCAUGAAGUCAGGGAAGGGAGAGCCUCACGUCUUCAAGGAGAAGACUUUCAAGAAGAGGCGUCAGUGCAGCGUGUGUCACCAGAACUUGGACAACGUGGGCUCAUUCUGCCGAGUAUGCAAGACAGCCACUCACAGGAAGUGCGAGAGCAAGGUUACCACAGCAUGUAUCACAGCUCCUGCCAAUGAUUUGCAGCGCAGAGGAACAGCUCCGUCUCGAAAUGCCCAACACCUGGGUUCCACCAAGUCUUUAACUUACACCAAGCAGAGAAACACCCUGCCACGGAGCUUCAGUGUGGACCGUGUAAUGGAGCGAGUGAUGGAGCGCCACUAUGACUUUGAUCUCACCUACAUCACGGAGAGGAUCAUCUCUGUCUUCUUCCCACCGAAGCUUGAAGAGCAGCGGUACCGCCUCAACCUAAAGGAAGUGGCCGCCAUGCUCAAGUCAAAGCAUCAAGACAAGUUUUUGCUCCUCAAUCUUUCGGAAAGGCGCCAUGAUAUGAGCCGACUGAAUCCAAAGGUCCACGAAUUUGGCUGGCCCGACCUCCACGCUCCGCCACUUGACAAAAUCUGCGCCAUAUGUAAGGCCAUGGAAACGUGGUUGACAUCUGACCCCCAACAUGUGGUGGUUCUGCAUUGCAAGGGUAACAAAGGCAAAACAGGAGUGAUCAUUGCAGCCUAUAUGCACUACAGCAAGAUCUCAGCUGGAGCCGACCAGGCUCUCAGUACUCUGGCCAUGAGGAAGUUUUGUGAGGAUAAGGUAUCCACUUCCCUCCAGCCAUCCCAAAACAGGUAUAUCUAUUACUUUGGUGGUCUCCUGUCAGGAGCCAUAAAGAUGAACAGCAGCCCUCUCUUCCUCCACCAAGUUCUCAUCCCGUCACUCCCCAACUUCCAAGGGGAAGGAGGCUACUACCCUUUCCUGAAGAUCUACCAGUCAAUGCAGUUGGUCUACACGUCAGGCAUUUAUGAUCUUCAAGGAAGUGGGGGAAGGCGACUAUGCGUAACCAUCGAACCAGCACUCCUGCUUAAAGGUGACAUCAUGGUCAAAUGUUACCACAGGCGAGCCCAAAGCGCAGACCGGGAUAAUGUGUUUAGACUCCAGUUCCACACUUGCACCAUCCACGGAGCACAGUUGUGGUUUGGUAAAGGAGAACUGGAUGACGCCUGUACAGAUGAGCGUUUUCCAUUGGAUGCCACAGUGGAGUUUGUCUUUUCCACUGGACCUGAGAAGAUCAAAGGCCGUGAGUACCACAAAAAUGACCCAGCUGUCACGGUUGAUUACAACACUGCUGACCCUGUAGUUCGCUGGGAUUCCUACGAAAACUUCAAUCAGCAUUACCAGGACAGUCUUGACGAUAUUGCCCACACAAGAGGUCCUCUCGAUGGCAGUCUCUAUGCACAGAUAAAGAAGCGCCGGGGCCCAAAUUCUGGUUCUCUUUCUUCAACAAAUGGCAGCAGCCCCGGAGCAGAGGAUAGACCUGAUCAAUUCCUUCCUCGCCGCUCUGACUCCGCUCUUUCGGCACAUUCUAGCCCUUUUAAGCAAUCACCCAUACAUCCCGACCACCCUGAGGAGCCAUUACGUCCACCGCCUCCUACUAGGCAAGAGCGAGAGGAGCUUGAACGUCUUCUUGGAGGCAUAGAGGGAUGCAGAGAUGCAGAGCGAGAGACAGCUAUCUUGGAUGAUGGUGAUUCGUCACCUUCGGAACGGACUGAGACGCUGAGGCUCAGUCGCUCCUGUUCCUGCCGGGAUGGAUAUCGGUCACAGCGCUGUGCGGAACCUGGUUGCGACCAGACCCUCCUAAUGCCAAAUGGUUACUGCCUUGAUCGUGCGCCUGGUACCAACGGGCACCAUGGGGCGACUCCUCCAAUCCCUAACUCAGCUGUUCCUCCCUCGCACAUGGACCUCUGCCAGCACUACAGUCCCCACCCUCACCAAUCUCUCCCACCGCCUGACCUGGUGUGGGAUCGCCAGAGCAAUCAGCAACACUGCCUGCACCGCUCUUGCUCUGAAGCUACCUCGUCACAUCAUCUCUACUCCUACCCUUCACUCGACCCCCAUAACCAUGCUCACUAUCCUCUGUCUGCACCAGGUCGUCUUUGCUGCAGAGAGGAUGAUUACAGUCCUUAUCACCAUCCGCCGCCUCACGGCCACCACCAUCCCCACCCUCACCAUUCCAAGUCCUCCACCACCCCACCCUAUCACGAUGUCAUGCUAAUGGAUGGUCUGCCAUCCCCCGGUUGCUCUUGCAGGGACUGCGGCAUCAGGAGAGAAGAAGCAGCAGCGGCCUAUCACAGCCUGAGGCUCGAUAGGGGCAACGGUUUUCACUGGGAUAGAGAGGAGGCAGGGCUACGAAGAUCCAGGGAAACAGAGUUAACCCGAGGCGGCUCGGAGAGCCACUGGGAUAGACGUGGUCGAGAGUUUUCUCUCCCUUGGGAGCGAGACAGAGAGGCAGAGCUCCAGUGGGAGAGGGAGAGAGAGGCGGAAUAUUGGCACAAGCGGGACACCAUUGCAUCCUAUGGACCACAAGGUCACAAUCUACCCGCUUUCACAUUUGACCCCUUGCCAUCAUGUCACCCUUCUUAUCCAGAGGCAUCGCGGUCCCACGCUCAUUCUCACCUUGACCUCAAAUACAGCAGCAGCAGCAGUGGCUAUCAAACACCUCGUCAGAUGUGCCCAUGCUCGCCUUACCAGCCGUCGCCGUCUGAAAGCAGGGGCUAUGCCUCAGGCUAUCAGUCUGAGUCCACGUCGCCGUUGCCACCAACAUCCUCAAUGAUGGGGCACUGUAGCCAUAACAGUGGUUCAGCUGAGCAUAAUCACAGUCACCACCGUCACCAUCCAGACACACAACAGUCAUACUGCUCUGACUCACACACUGACGGCCUUCGACACUCAAGUGAAAGUGUUGGCUGGAGAGACCACAUCACCAAUGGUUCCUUUAAAAGGGCCAACAGAGAAGGCCAUGGUGUGUGCUCUACUCCGUCAGACAUGUCUGGACCGUCCACUCCAGUCCAUACCAGCAGUCCACUACGUACACAGGAAAGUCCCAGUCCAGGGAAGGAAUAUGAGGUCCGGAAAAAAGUAAUCAGCAGUGAUCACGAGGCUAGAGAGCCCCAGGAUGGGCACUACUCCUCUGGUAACGUCAUCCAGGAAUCCACGGAAAAUCCAACAAGUAGCACGGACCCGUCAGUGGCACCAAUCAAAAGCCAAGCAUCAGACACGAACUCACCCAAUCAAACAGACUCCCACAACCACUGCACUACACCAAAUAUUCCGCCCCCUCCAAAAACUGUCCAACAGCAGCACUGCAACCAUGAGGCACCAUCAUCAACCCGCAACACGUGUUUGAACUCUGAGACGACAGUUGCGUCAAGCCAGGGAUAUGUCGUCCGCGCCCCUUCAUUGGCUGACCACCCCCAACAUCACAAUUCAGAGACACCCCACCCGUCUGAGGCUGCCGCAGUGCCUUCCUCCUCGACUCAGGCUGUGUGUCACCCUCCAAGCCAGACACAGGCCACCAGUUCUUUUGAGAGUCCCUUACCUCAGGUCAAUGGUUCUUCUUCUCCAACCAGUGGCUCCUUCCCAGAAGCCUCCAAACCUACCAACGGCACCAGUUCUACAAGGUCCUCCACAACUCCUGCAUCAUCUUACAACCAGGCCAGCAGCAUGGAGGGAUCCCCUGUUUCAGAUAGUCCUGUGCCAGGAUUUGCCACUUUGGGAAGGAAGUUGAUGAUGGGUGGCUCUGACAUCCAACAUCCCAAUCACAUUCCUGUCCAGAACGGACCCCCUCACCACCCUUACUCAGGGAUUGAGCACAAUCCAACUUUAGACAUCAAUAAGAGGCACUGCUACUCUGGUCAUCCCCCACAGCUUCAUCAAAUAUCUGUCUCUAACUACUCCACCAUCUCAAUCCCCCUUCCUCACCCACAGCCGCCUCUACCGGAGAAGCGUCACGCUCACCCAGGCUCACCCAGUGAUGAAACGGAGGUUCUGAAACCAACCAUGAGCCACUCCCACAACUCUCAGCAUCAGCACCAUGUCACCUUUUCACCUACUGUGGGUGAGAUUGCACCUGGUGACCACCACCAAAGUGACACUGUGGUAUCUGAGGAUAGUGAGAAUGGAAACAGAGUCAGCGUGAAGUUUGUCCAGGAUAGUUCGAGGUUCUGGUACAAGCCAGGCAUCUCCAGGGAGCAAGCAAUCAUUGCUUUGAAGCAAAGAGAGCCCGGGACGUUCUUGAUCAGAGAUAGUAAUUCCUUCCAAGGGGCCUACGGCCUGGCAUUGAAGGUGGCCACACCUCCUCUUAAUGUCAACCAGCACAGCAACAAAGGAGGCGAUCCUCUGGAACAUUUGGUGAGACACUUCCUCAUAGAAACAGGGCCUCGAGGAGUCAAGAUUAAAGGCUGUCAGAAUGAGCCCUACUUUGGUAGUCUGUCAGCAUUAGUCUAUCAGCACUCCAUCACACCUAUCUCUUUGCCCUGUGCGCUGAAGAUUCUAGAAAAAGAUCUAAUAGGAGACGUCCCAGAGGUUCAGCCUGUGAGUAACAUCAGUACAGCUGCUGAUCUGCUCAAACAAGGAGCUGCCUGUAAUGUCCUCUACUUGAACUCUGUGGAAACGGAGUCUCUGACUGGGCCACAGGCCAUUGCCAAAGCAACAGAUGCCACAUUGAGUCGUAGCCCGCGCCCCGCCGCCACUGUUGUCCAGUUCAAAGUGACGUCGCAGGGCAUCACACUGACUGACAGCCAGCGCAGGGUUUUCUUCCGCAGACAUUAUGCAGUGAACAGCGUAACCUUUAGCAGCCUUGACCCCAAGGACAGAAGGUGGACUAACACAGACAACACCACUGUUAAAGUUUUUGGGUUUGUAGCCAAGAAGCCAGGCAGCUUGGCAGAGAACGUUUGCCACCUGUUUGCCGAGCUGGACCCUGAACAACCCGCAACGGCCAUCGUCAACUUCAUCAACAAGGUCAUGUUGUCACAGCGCCGAUAG
Molecule: messenger RNA, 5106 nt
Organism: Nerophis lumbriciformis (worm pipefish)
Lineage: Eukaryota; Metazoa; Chordata; Actinopteri; Syngnathiformes; Syngnathidae
Source: RefSeq, a predicted model, not a curated record